Molecule: messenger RNA, 2326 nt
Organism: Owenia fusiformis
Lineage: Eukaryota; Metazoa; Annelida; Polychaeta; Sabellida; Oweniidae
Source: the annotation of a GenBank genome assembly
GUUCAUAUAUGACCUUGUAUUAGAGAUUUGACCUUUGGCUGGCCUUUGAAUGUUCAGAAACGAAUAUAGGGCCUCCGUAAGAUUGCUUGCAAUCUUAGAUCGUUAGAUCUCUAGUUAUGAAUAAUCAACUGAAGGACUCAUGGAACAUCUUUGAACAUAUACAUCUUAUGCCAUCACUGAUACAUUUAGACCUAUCAGCAAACAAUAUGACUUCACUUGGACCAAUUCCACGAGUAUUGGCAGAUACUCCAGCUGUGCUAGCUUGUGUGAAUAUAAGUUACAAUCGUAUCACAAGUAUUCCAGAAAACCAAUUCUAUCUAUCGACGUCGUUGAAAAGUAUUGACCUCUCCGCCAACAGAAUGAAAACGAUAAAUCAACCAAAGUUUAGGAACAAACCUGAAUAUUUUGUCAAAUAUAUUGAUGGUGAUAACGAAAAUAUAUCAGCAAGCAAUAUCACUUUGCCUGAACCGAAUCCACUGGUAUUGGAACAUAGCCCGUAUUUGCAAGAUCGUGUAAAUAUAAGUUACGAUCGUCUCACCAGUAUCCCAGAAAGCCAAUUCUCUCAAUCGGAAAAGUGGCAAGUUCUUGAUCAGUCUGUCAACAAAAUAAAAACAGUAAAUCGACAAAUGUUAAGGAUAAAACCUAAAGAUCUUGUAGAGUACAUUGUUGGUAAACAAAAUCCGUUUGUGUGUGAUUGUUUAAUGCGAUGGGCAAGAAACUUGAUGAAUGAAUCUCGAUGCACGGUUCCGAUUCUGAAUGAGUGGACGGAAAAGAGAAUGGGAGAUGUUCCGGCUCGCCUAUAUCUUUGUCAAACAAAAAUGAAGUGCCCAGAAAAAUGUGAGUGCUUUGCUGAUAAAGUAAAAGAACCGUACGAUUGGAUACAUAUAAAAUGUUCCAAUAAAGGACUAGAGUACGUACCCUUUGGAAUUCCAAGUACAACAAACGUCCUAGAUGUAUCUCUUAAUAUCAUAGAACAAUUGGAUUCAGCAACAUUUCAUAAUGCUAGUUUUCCUGUAUUGCAGAUUUUGGACUUGACUAGCUGUCAAAUUAGAGCACUUAUUGGAAAUGACAUUUUUAAUGGAUUUGAUCAGUUAACGAUAUUGAACUUAAACAAUAAUUACAUAGUACAGCUUAAUGGGGAACCCUUUAAAACUCUGUUUUGGUUGAAUGAACUUCACAUUGCUAAUAACUCCAUCAAAACAAUCCAAGACAAAGUAUUUUCUCCACUUAAAUUAUUGUCUUUCCUUGAUCUUGAAGGCAAUCAGCUACAAAGUGUAAACCUUACUAUUUUUGAACCACUAGGUCUGAUGCUGAUAAAUGGAAAGCCGCUAUCUUGGAUAUCUAUAUCGGUAAAUGGGGUCGGCCCUAUAAAUGCUCGAGAGCACUGGGAAUCAAAAUGGUCCAUUUUGCUAUCUAAUAAUCCAUGGGAUUGUUGUAGGGGGUUACCUUUAAAGAAAUGGUUAAACGCCCACCAAUCAAUUAUACCUAAUUUGGUAGACAUUCACUGUAUGAGAGGUAAUCUCACCGAGUUGGUUCCUUUAUUCGAAAUGAGUGAUUCGAACCUUACAUGCAUUCCAGAGCCACCAAUACCAUUCCAACAGACUUCGUACUUUCAAGCAAUCAUAGGAGUACUUGUUGUUGUAUCAUUCUGUCUUUCGGGUCUAUUGAUUUUUAGACGAUUUAAAUCACAUAUAAAAUUGAAGCUCUUUGUCCUGUUUGGUUGGAGAUUUGACAAGAUAGACGACAGUAAUAAACAAUAUGACGCAUUGUUGUCAUACAGUGGACUCAAUGGUGAAUGGAUGCGUGAUGAAUUGUUGAUACAACUUGAAGAAGCUGGGUACAAACUCUGUCUACACGAACGUGACUUCAGAGCUGGGGAACCUAUCAUGGACAACAUAAACAAUGCCAUAGACAACAGCAAAAGGACAAUUAUAGUUCUGUCGAAUGAGUUUCUAGAAAGCGGAUACGCUAUAUAUGAGUUUAUAAGGUCACAUGAUGAUCGGGCCAGGGGUGAACGCGAUCCCGUCAUCUUAGUGCUAUAUGAUUCGUUGGAUAAUUUAGACGAAGAUGCCUUGGCAAAACAUCCAACGUUGAACACGUAUAUAUCUACAAGAACAUAUCUUGUGAGAAAUAAUAAAUACUUCUGGGAGAGCAUUAUUCUUGCAAUGCCCCGGCGACAAAGGCAACGAAUUCCAGACAAUAAUGAUGACGAUGGUUUGAUGCUGCAACAUUUCAAUUAGUUUUGUCAGAGGUUGACUUUUAUAUGAUAUACGUGUAGGGCGCGACAAUUAAGAUGAUUUCCCAACAUUUUGGUCAAAAUAGAUCA